CUCCCGCAGCACCAGGAGGUACGACAUUUUGUCAAUUAGAUUUGAUAGCUGUCAAAUUUUCCCAGCAUGGCGUCCAUGUCCCGCGUUCCGUUACUGCUCGUGAUCACACUCCUGUACCUGGACAGCUGUUACACAGCUUCUAUACCCAGAAGUUUCGAUCCUCGAAUUGGUGAUGAAAUGAUGCUCACCCCAAAGAAAAGACCUUUCUGCAAUGCUUUCACAGGAUGUGGACGUAAAAGGUCACAAACGCCAGGCAUGCCGGCUCAAGAACUAUUGAGGCAACGUCAGUUCGUCGACGACGAAGCUUUGGGUUCCAUAUUGGAUUCAGAGAACGCAAUCGACGAUCUUUCCCGCCAAAUAUUAUCCGAAGCGAAACUGUGGGAGGCGAUACAGGAGGCCAGCGCGGAGAUCGCCAGGCGGAAACAGAAGGAGUAUCAGUAAAUAACUUAAUAACUGGUUUAGUACUGGUAUCGUGGAACUGUUCCAAUCCGAAACUAACGGUUCUGUUGUUUUUUCUUUAUUUGCGUAUUGUUAUUUCUAAUAAUUGGGAUUCAAUUCUGACGCGUUCUAAUAGAUUGGACUUCAUUUUUUCUUAAUCUGCGUUUUGUUAUUUCAAAUAAAACAAUGGUUUAUAAACAUUUUUAAAACUUAAACAUUUUAUACGUUUAGUAAUAAUGUGCCAGGGUUUUAUUGCGUUUUGUUACUUCUAAUAAAGAAUUCUAUUUAAA
Molecule: messenger RNA, 728 nt
Organism: Achroia grisella
Lineage: Eukaryota; Metazoa; Arthropoda; Insecta; Lepidoptera; Pyralidae
Gene: CCAP
Product: cardioactive peptide
Exons: 5
Coding region: 67-441 (124 amino acids)
Source: RefSeq, a predicted model, not a curated record